Messenger RNA from Dioscorea cayenensis subsp. rotundata (Guinea yam), 1343 nucleotides. Its product is annotated as vacuolar protein sorting-associated protein 9A-like. The record is from RefSeq and is a predicted model, not a curated record. The coding region runs from base 34 to 1200 and encodes 388 amino acids. NCBI's taxonomy places the organism in Eukaryota, Viridiplantae, Streptophyta, Magnoliopsida, Dioscoreales, Dioscoreaceae. Gene Ontology annotation, molecular function: small GTPase binding; guanyl-nucleotide exchange factor activity. The transcript is spliced from 7 exons. Gene Ontology annotation, biological process: vesicle-mediated transport. Gene Ontology annotation, cellular component: endocytic vesicle; cytosol.
UCAUCGUGGUCUCUCUUUAUAUCUCACAGUCUCAUGCUCAUCGUCGAUGCCGAUCCCCAUCGAUCUCCAUCUAGGGUUUCUCCGAUGGAACCCUCGCCAUCGUCUUCCCUUGAUUUCACCGAUUUCCUCACUCGCAUGCGCCACCCUGCAUCUGCUGAUCUCUUUCGAUUCACUAACAGAUUCAUUGUGUCGUUUUCUCUCUGUCGGACCAAUGCCGAAAAUGGUAGCAGCAAGAUACAAGAAUUUCUCGCAAAGAUAGAAACUAUCAUUCGGGAGCAUCCGUUGUGGGUUCAUGCUUCUGAUGCUGAAAUCGAAAAUGCACUUGAGGGUCUAGAGAAGUAUGUCAUGUUAAAACUAUUCAACCGUGUCUUUGCUGCCUCUCCUGAAGAUGCCGAAGCAGAUUUAAGGAUAUCAAAGAAAAUUCUUUUGUUGCAACACUUUGUCAAACCUGAUCACUUAGAUCUGCCUGGAAAUUUUCAGAUCGAAGCAUCAUGGUUGAAUGCAGCAAAAGAAUUGAAGAAAAUCAAUGCUUUCAGAUCCCCUUAUGAGAAGCUUCAGUGCAUCAUGGCUUGUUGCCAUGCCAUUAGCAAUAUGUUGCUAGAAGUUUCAAAGUCAGCAAAUAGCUCUCCUGUUGGAGCUGAUGUUUUCCUUCCAAUACUUAUAUAUGCUACAAUCAAGGCGAAUCCUCCCCAGUUGCAUUCCAACCUCAAAUUUAUACAACUCUUCAGGAGGCAGUCAAAGCUUGUAUCGGAAAUAGAAUUUUACCUGACAAGUAUGAUCUCAACAGAGCUAUUUAUAAUCAAUAUAGAUGCUAGAUCAUUGUCCAUGGAAGAAACAGAAUUUCAGAAGAGUAUGGAAUCAGCGAAACUAGCCAUUGAUGGGCCUUCUAGUGAACCCAUUGCGGAGGUAGAGACAUAUAAAGAUAUUAUUUCCACCAUGCAUUGUGACAAGGAGAUUAUACUAGAUGAAGGCAAAUAUCCAUUUAUGGAGACAGAGGCAGAGGAUCUAACGCUAUCAGAAGUGCAAGACUUGCUAUGUUCAUACAAACAGCUGGUCAAAAGGUACACAAAGCUAUCAAACACCCUGCAUAAGCUUUCUUCGCAUGAAUUUCAGCUCCUUAAUUCUCCCGUAGAACAUUUGAUCUGUAGUGAUUCACUAGACAAGAAGGGAAAAAUUGAACCUUCUGUACAAAAACAAUAACCCUAUACAAUUACAAUUACAGGCAGGUUAUCCUACGGUUGUUAGCUGUCCAUAUCUACUAGUAUCUUCAGUUAUAGUAGGUGCCAUUUCUUCCUUACACCAAAGUACAGUCUUUCUGCCCUUCUUCAGUCUACCACUAUGAC